Anopheles arabiensis is the source of this 2374-nucleotide messenger RNA. RefSeq names its product heat shock protein DDB_G0288861. Lineage: Eukaryota; Metazoa; Arthropoda; Insecta; Diptera; Culicidae. The transcript has 4 exons. Bases 650 to 1678 code for a protein of 342 amino acids. The record is from RefSeq and is a predicted model, not a curated record.
GCUUGGUGGUGUGCGUGCUGGCAGCGACGGCGCUGCGCUUCAGUGUUUUGUUUGACGUUCCAGCGAAGGGGUGCUUCGCGAGAAAUCACCACAAAGCAACACACAAAACAACGAGCCGCGCGUGUGUGUGCCUGUGUGCGUGCGUUGACAGAAAGAAACAGCCCGUGAAUUGAGAAAAGAAAUCGCGGUGCUGGCGAAUGGAAGCUGCGCUUCCCGUUGCGUCCCGUGAUUCACUGUGAGUUGGCGACCGUGGCACGCGCGAUGUUACACAGUCGGGCACGCCAGCGUUUGGGACAAAUUUAGCUGUUCGGCUGAAGGCUGUCUCCGUGAACCUCCGUCGAACUGUAUACCGCGGAACGGGUAUCGAAUGAGUCUUGUCUUGUGUGCAAAGGAAAGUGUGUCAGUUGCUCGGGUGCGGUAUAGUGCAGCAGCAGGUUCACGGUUCCGGUUUGAUAGUUGCCAAAGUGUGUGCCUUUGAUAACAGGUUAGCUUCGUGUUGGAACGUUUCCAGUCUGCAAGUGUGACUACAGUGUUGUGGCAUUCGAAGCGACCACAUUCUUCCCCGAACGAGAUGUGACGGAAUCUGCCGUCUCGCUAGCCUUCGAGAACGACGACUCCCCAAACCUUCCCCUUUCAGAAAAGCACUGCAAUGUCGUCGUCCGGUGCGACCAAGAGCAAGCCGAAGAAGACCAGCAAUCUGCGCAUACUGUGGAUACCGGGGCGCAAAAAGCACAACCGCAAGGGUUCGUACAGCACGACGAAGAAUGGGCUGCCGCAGACGUACGGGAUGCAGCCGCGCAAGAACGAAUCGUGGACGCUUGGCGGCACGAUGAAUCAUAGCAAAAUUAUAAAUGCAGAUCUGCACGAGAACAACCUGGACGUGGCGAGCAUCGUGACGACGGCGGCCACUGGCAGCGCGAUGGCCGCGAUGGUCAAAGCCAACGAACCGCCGACCGUUGAAGGGCAGCAGCAGCUUGAUCAGCAGCUAUCGAACGAACCCUGCCCAUCGACCAGUACCGGUAAGGGAGGGCAGCAGCAACCCGGCACGCCGCAGAUAGUGGUGGGCACGAUAGAGCUGAACAAUUUAAAUGGGGACGUUGCCAACCACAAGGAAAAGGAGAUCGGCACGAGCAACCAGUUCGAGACGCUCACCCUGAUCGACGAGGACGACGAGGAGGAACAGGAUCGGAACUGCUCGAACGCACACUCCUCCUCGUCGUUGCUUUCCUCCAACAACGACAAUCGGUCGGCGGAGGAAAACAACCUGCACAACGCGUCAACGCUCGCGAUCGGUGAGCAGCACCGCCGGCGCAGUCGUCGGCGUAGCAGUCAGAAGGAUCGCCGUAGCGCCGAGGACAUCGAUUCGAUCGAUCAAGCCGACAGCGCGGUCGAUGUGCGGCACGAUGAGGAAGAACCGAACGUGUUCGAUGAUGAGGUGCAGGAAGAGGAUCAGAAGCAGCAUCAGCAGCAGAAGGCGGGCUCCAAUCCCAAUCCAAGUGCUGCCGCUGUUCGCCGGCGCAAGAACCAACGGCAACGAUCGCGACAGCGAAGAUCACCGGCCCUGGCGCACCGGGAUCAGGUGGAUGGGGGGGAUGGCGAGGAACAGAAGGAACCGUACGAGAAGGCCGUCACCUGUCUGUACUGGUCGCUGGCGUGCUGGGAUUGUAACAUUUCUUAGGGCAGUUCGGGGCAGCUCUUGCCUUCUCAGGUUCUCCUCGAGCAUCGGGAGACACUUUAGUUUUAGAUAGGGUAGAGUGUAGGACAGCAGCAGCAAUGUGUUCACAUUGCACGGACAGCGUUUAAAGGUGACCCGAAUGCUCAAAGCGUGCACCGGAAGGGUUGCAAUCUUUAAAAAAAAACCGCUUCAGAUAGUGAUAGAGUGAGGAGGCGGAAAGCACAACUUAAGGCAGCUUUGGAAAAACGAGUUUCGCACCAAUGUGUGGGAGAAGUCUGGGUAGUAGUCAGCCGCUCAGCAUGAAGCAAUAUAUAGAAAUCUCAGUAUUUUUGCCUUUUUUACACACCUAAGCACGUAAAUGAGCGCAGAUUUAAGUUAUUUUUUGACAAAAUGUACACCACAACAAGGAACGUAUGUUUACGUUUUGGAGAAAAAAAAACUAAAAAAGAUCCAAUGACCGUAAUUUAUAACAAAUUUUAUACAAAAUUCUACAACUUUUGAAUCAUUUACCGGUUGGUGUAAAGGAAAGCAAAUUGUCAAAUUACUAGGAAACGAUGUAAAUUAUUCUGUGCAUCCCAUCCUCCCCACGGAAGAGUGUAAGUUUACACCGAAAAUGCACUAUUUAUGAAGGCAGUCAAUAAAUGUAGUGAUUAGAUUUUUGUAUAGAAACACAGCAACACAGCAAUAUUGGAACUGGAA